CACUUUCACUGAUAAAGCCUUAUCAAUUGUCGUCAAAUGAAUUUCAUAGUUUUUGACGAUGCAUAUUCUUCUACUGGGAAUAAGUUUGCUACUUCACCUGUUACAAUUUGAUCACGUAUAUACUUUGCAUUGCUACACUUGCUCGAACAUUGAUGAUGUAAACGAUUGUCACACAGUAACAGAAUGCUUGACAGGCCAGGUCUGUUACCAAAGUAAACAUGAAACUGGACAAACAAGAACGUUAGGAUGUAUCGACAAAAUGAAAUGUGGUGUGAAUACAAGUGGUGUUGCCAGCUUAGUUGGGAGGGACGUCAAUGACAAGCAAAAUCAAUUCUGCCAAGAAUGCUGUAGCACAGAUAAAUGUAACAAAAAUCUUUGCAACUACCCAAAAACUAACACAUGUGUUGAUGACGAAAAAUUUGAUUGUGCAUUGCUACAUUCAGUAUUCAACACAUGCAUUGUUGAUGUUAGUCAUGCAAAGACAGUCUGUCCAAAAUAUUGCGGACUUUGUCCAGUUGAUGGGAACUGGGCUGCCUGGUCUUUGUGGUCAUCGUGUGACGUAACAUGCAGUAAUGGGACACAGUCACGAACAAGGACUUGCUCUAAUCCUACUCCAGUAAAUCACGGACUAAACUGUUCAGGAAAUGAUUCAGAAACAAGAAAAUGUUUCGAAAUAACUUGUCCAGUUAAUGGUGGAUGGACCACAUGGUCGAGUUGGGAAGCAUGCUCUGUAACAUGUGGCGUAGGAUUACAGAGGCGGCACCGUAAUUGCACAAAUCCCCUACCUGACAGAUUCGGACAUCAUUGUUUUGGAGAUUCUUUGGACGAUAAAAUAUGCUUACCGUCUCCAUGUACAGAUGGAGGCUGGACAAAUUGGGGUGAUUGGAGUGAAUGUACUCUGUCUUGCGGAACUGGGAUAAAGUCGAGAUCACGCAAUUGCACACAUCCUAGCCCUUCGCCAUUUGGAAAAUAUUGCGAGGGAGACCCUUUACAAACAGUAUCUUGUAACGUGAAAGUUUGUUUCCUUACAGUUGCAUUUAUGGCUCGAACUGUGCAAGACUACAGUCCCUCUGUUGGUGAUGUGAUGAUCUUUGGUACAACAAUGGCGAACGAAGGACAAGCUUACAAUAACUUAACAGGAAUCUUUACAGCUCCUGUUAAUGGAAUUUACUCAUUUAAUACCCAAUUUUGUUUACAUAACAAUAAGUUUUUGUACUUUGCUAUUACUCUGGAUGGUGCCCCCUUUGCAACGAGUCAGGUAUAUGAUACCACUGUCGAUAGGUGUAACUCCGUUAAUGGAUUAACAUAUCUUAGUGCUAAUGCAAAAGUCUGGGUAAAAUGCACGACAGUUACGGGCACCAAUGUCCUCUAUCAAGAUAAUGGUUUUCAUAUCAACUCCUUUUCUGGAUUUCUUAUCCAUUAAACGUUCAAUUGCAUAGUUAUAGAAAGUAGCAAACAUUAUCGCAAUAAAUACCUUAUACUACUGCAUUUCA
Messenger RNA from Ruditapes philippinarum (Manila clam), 1493 nucleotides. Its product is annotated as thrombospondin-1-like. The transcript has 10 exons. Bases 59 to 1423 code for a protein of 454 amino acids. Gene Ontology annotation, molecular function: protein binding. NCBI's taxonomy places the organism in Eukaryota, Metazoa, Mollusca, Bivalvia, Venerida, Veneridae. The record is from RefSeq and is a predicted model, not a curated record.